AUCCAUUAUCGUGUCCAUCAAAAUUUAAUUAUGCAUCCCAUCUGUCACCGUCAACUGAAUGUGACCUACUUUUUAGCUCCUCUUUUGGCAAGCCUGUGCCCGAACAACAACAUUGAUCGAAAUCUGGCGGGAGAAAAAACAACAAAAGCAGCUUUAAAGCUUAACACAUCCGAUUCCAAGUUCGACCCGUUCCAUGACCCGCCUCCUGGUGAAUCCGCCUCGCGUCGCCAUUAUCGCCGCGGAUGGUGGUCGGUAAAUCAGUGGAUCGCCGCCAUUCUCAUUAUGUUCAUCAGCGAUUUACGGCGGGAUUUCUUUGACCGACUCCGCCAUGAGCGCGUACUUGUGUUGGCCAAUCUGGACGUGGAUGCCGUAUGCUCGGUCAAGAUCCUGCAGUAUCUUUUUAAGGCCGAGCAGAUUCUGCACACGCUCGUGCCCGUCCAAGGCCGAUCCGACCUGAUUCGCGCCUUCCAAGCCAAUGUCCAACCUCAAGAAAUCGGUCCGCAGGAAACGCGUUAUGUGGUCCUGAUCAAUUGUGGGGCCACGGUCGACUUGGCCCAGGAUUUGGGCCUGUUGAACGACAAUGAUGAGGACGACGGCCAUGCCAAGGGUAACCAAUCGGGCUGGGAAGGAGUGGUGAUCUUUGUGGCCGAUUCCCAUCGACCCGUGGAUGUGACCAACGUUUAUAAUGACGGACAGAUCAAGCUACUCAUGCCGCAGGAUCCCGAAGAAGGAAUUCCAAGUUUUGAGCAAGUGUUUAGGGACGAGGACGAGGAUGAGGUUGAGGACAACGAGGAAGAAGACGAGUUUGGCGAGAAACGCUCACGCUUCGAUGAAGCUGCCAUCUUAAAGCGACGAGAUCGACGCAUUUGGGAGGAAAGGCGGGCCAAAAUCUUAUUCGAUUACCAACAAUUCAGUUAUUACGCCCAACCCACCGCCCUCUUGAUGUUCGACUUGGCCUGGAAAAUGUCCCGGGAUUCCAACGAUCUGCUCUGGUGGGCCAUUAUUGGCUUGACCGAGCAAUCCAUACUCAUGAAGAGCGAGAGCGAUCAGUACCUCAUUCAAAUGGGGCAGGUCCGCGACCACGUGACACGGCUCAACAAUCGUUUGGAUGCGGAUACCCUGGCCGUUAACUGCUUAAAAGUGGCCUUUGACAAAGAGCUUAAUCUGGUGCUAUAUCGCCAUUGGACCAUUUACGAAAGCCUCAUUCACUCGUUAUACACGGCGGCCAAGUUCAAGAUCUGGACCCUAAAGGGCAAACAACGCCUCUCCGAGUUCUUGGCUGAGCUGGGCCUACCCUUGGUGCAAUGCAAACAAAGUUUCGCCACGAUGGACCUAAGUUUACGAAACGACAUCGUGUCUAUGUUUGAGAAAAUGGCCGAGAAGUAUAAGCUCGAUCAAAUCACAUCGGGUACAUUCCACGCCAGUUUCGGCUUUCGAAACAAAUUCAACGCGCAGGAUGUGGUCUACGCCGUGCUCGCCCUCAUGGAACACGUCGAACCGGAAACGCCAGCGGCGGAUGCGUUCCUCCAAGCCCUCGAUUGUCUGUCCCGUUCUCAAAUCGCCACCCUCGAAACGGGAAUCACCUCGGCCCGUGGGUUGAUCACCGUGGUCAUGGAGCAGGUUCAGAAUUUCUUGGACCUCCGACUUAUCGUAUCGGCCGGGCCUUUUCUCUAUGCAGUCAUUCAAGAUGGGACGCCUAAUGCGUUCUUCUUCUCCCGUCCAAGUGCUCUUUUGCUUUUAGCUCACUACACUUUGAGAGCCCAUGUCACCGUCACGAGUAGCAAAAAGGCCAGUUCUUUACCUUUGGUGAUAUCAACCCCUUUGGACUCGUCCGAAGGGGUGUGCUUAGUGGCGGGCGUGCCUCCGGUGAGUGAUCGCUCUCGCAAGAAUCUUUUGGGCAAGGCAUUUGAGCAAGCUUUGAAGCGGACAAAUUCUCGAUACCGUCUCGAUUAUUUUGACACUUCCAUAGUUCAAUUAAAAACUGAAGACCGCUCCAAGUUUUUUGAUGGACUCAUAUCCUUACUAACUUGAGCGGGCUGGGCUAGCUUGAUCUGACUCACCCGGUUCGUUUUAACAUCAUUUGAUUGGGUGUCCUCGAUUCUUGGUUGAAUCUUUUACCCACACCAAUUAGCUCCGCUUGAUAUUCAAUAAAAGUCAUUGGAAAUGAAAA
Messenger RNA from Tigriopus californicus, 2170 nucleotides. It is a transcript of the gene Cdc45, whose product is annotated as cell division control protein 45 homolog. Bases 31 to 2031 code for a protein of 666 amino acids. The record is from RefSeq and is a predicted model, not a curated record. Lineage: Eukaryota; Metazoa; Arthropoda; Copepoda; Harpacticoida; Harpacticidae. Gene Ontology annotation, cellular component: DNA replication preinitiation complex. The transcript has 2 exons. Gene Ontology annotation, molecular function: chromatin binding; single-stranded DNA binding; DNA replication origin binding. Gene Ontology annotation, biological process: DNA replication initiation; double-strand break repair via break-induced replication; mitotic DNA replication preinitiation complex assembly.